Molecule: messenger RNA, 1050 nt
Organism: Saitoella complicata NRRL Y-17804
Lineage: Eukaryota; Fungi; Ascomycota; Saitoellomycetes; Saitoellales; Saitoellaceae
Product: protein prenylyltransferase
Exons: 2
Coding region: 1-1050 (349 amino acids)
Biological process (GO): protein geranylgeranylation
Cellular component (GO): Rab-protein geranylgeranyltransferase complex; cytoplasm
Molecular function (GO): Rab geranylgeranyltransferase activity
Source: RefSeq, a predicted model, not a curated record
AUGGCCUCCAAGCCUGCACACUACGCGAAUCACGGCGUCAAACGCGUCCAUCUAUCAGCAGCAGCCCUCGCCAAAAAGAAGGAAUCCGAACACCAAAAAAUCCAAGACUACACCACCCUCUGCACAGCCCUCUCCACCCUCCGCACCUCCCCUACCCCACACACCCGCGAAGCCCUAGAUCUAACAACCAACCUCCUCACCUACAAUCCAGAAUACUACUCAACCUGGAACUACCGCCGCGAGAUCCUCGCCACACUUUUUACAGAAUGGAAUGACUCGGAGAUUGUGAAGCAGUUGGAGAAAGAGAUGAGGUUUGGUGAAGGAUGUUUGAGGUCUCAUCCGAAAGUGUAUUGGAUUUGGAAUCAUCGGGGGUGGGUGUUUGCUCAGUAUCCUUCUUCCACACAAGCGCCGUGGAGGAGGGAGUUGGGGCUGGUCAAUGCCAUGUUGGGGCUUGAUCCGCGGAAUUUUCAUGGGUGGAAUUAUCGGCGUACAGUCCUCCGCCACAUCGAAUCCCAAGAACAACGGGGAAUGGAGGAGGAAGAAUGGGCCUACACAUCCACCCACAUCCAAAAAAACUUGUCCAAUUUCUCAGCAUGGCACCACCGCGCCUCCCUCAUCCCAAAACUCCUAUCGCGGGGACAAAAUUUAACUUCGAAAGAGGAAGUAUUGGCGAAGGAGCUGGAUUUGUUGCAUCAGGCGAUUUAUACAGAUCCUGCUGAUUCGUCUAGUUGGAUAUAUCACCAAUAUUUGUUAUCGUCGUUAACGAAACCCGCUGACUCGAUGCCAUCGUUGACGCCGAUGGAUGUGGGAGAGAAGAUUGAGUUGUUGCGUGCCGAGAUUGGGGUGAUACAAGAACUUUCCGACAUGGAGCCGGAAGAGAAGUGGCCCCUUCUCUCGCUCGUGCAUUAUAAACAGAUGCUCGCGGAACUAAGCGGAGAUGCCGAUACCGACGAGGAGGGGAAGCACGAGAUUAGGGAGAUGCUGCAGAGAUUGAAGGAGAUCGACCCACUGCGAAAAGGACGAUACGAAUACUGGGAACAAAAGCUUUGA